CUUAGAUCCUGAAAGGGGAGGAUCAUUAGCGCUCACAUUGCUCAACUUGAACAGCAAACGGCGACGACGAAACAUGCUGAACACGAGGCUAAUUCGAAAGCUCUUAAAACGUCUAUGAUCCAUGCUGUUCCGGGGCUUCCAAUGCACGAUGUCCACAGGCCACUUUGCCAUUGCCGCUUCACCACCAAAUAACUUCAACUAAUACAGCAAGCGGCACUCAAGAUGUGGUAUCGUCUUCAAUACUUCCGUAUGCCAUGCCUGUUCCAUAUACUCCCAAGCAAGUUAUUCCGCCUCAUACGUCUUCGCCACCAGGAGUUAGUAGUGCGAUUCCUUCCAAUGCUCCCAACAUCACUCCCCGUUUUGUACCAUUCGCCGCGAAUGAUGUUUUGCGAUACGAAAAUCGUCCUCUUGUGUAUGUGCAGCGCCCUCAUGAUAGUGGAUGGUCUUGAGGAAUCACUCUCCAGAAACAAAAAUCGUGAGCGUGAUCACAUUCCAGCACUUAUGAGGUGCUUCCCAAAUGAGUCAUGUCCAUGGUUGAAUGGUGAUUGGCGGUCUUAUAUACAUCCCGAAGGCGCGCUGUAUUUAUACAAUACGAGUCUAAAAACGUUCACCGAAGCCAUCAUGGACGAAACUACGUUCCACUUACUUGUCGGAUGCGUGGAUGAGCUAUACGACAUGGUACGCGCAAAAUCAGCGGGGCUCGAAGCCGAUGACAUUGAGCUUGUCGUGCAAUUAUGGCCGAUUGAAGGCGAAAUGACCUGUCAAUAUUACUUCGCCGACCACACAGCUCGAACUCUCUUUUGGCUGCACGAUAGCCGUGAAGCGACAAUGAAAAUCUUUAGCGGGCUUCGGGGCGUCGAUGAUCCGAGCCAUAUUCGAUUUGCCUUGGAGUCCGAAUACUGGACACAUUGCGAACGCUACCCGAACCACCAGAUGAAUCGAGUCAAGCUUCUCAAAGAAUUGAGGGAGGUUGUCAUGCAUGCGAGUGCAGAGAUUAUCACUUCGGACACGUCCUUGUCGCCCUUUGAUGCCGAUGAACUCUCCAGAAUCCUGGAGCUGAUCAACCACCUCCGAGAGAACGCUGAGGACAAUGAUUUUCCUCAUUCCACUUGCGUCAUUGCUCGGUUCAUGCAUUAUUUCUAUAGAGCCAAGUUUUUCAACUUCUGCGGCCUACCUUGUGCUCGACUCGAUGCUGACAGAUCCGUGUAUGAAGAGGGUACAGGCUUUCAUCUACUGAUCAGCCCUCUUUCUCUGGUUUUAGAGGUCAUGCUUUUUUGGGCACCGCAAGCACACUUAAAAAAUAUCCGAAGGGUAUGGGUGGAUGAGUGCAUCAACACGCCGCGGUGGAAAGACUUCAACAGAAAUCUCAUGACGGAGUGGACUGGGAUCACCAUCUAUUCAACCGUCAUGUUAGCCGUAGACGUCAGUUUUCUUGCAGUGCCGAACAUGAACAUCGGCCCGUCACACUCGAUCGGGAUCAUUGCUACCUACCUCUCGAUUAUCUUCAUCACCGGCUCCUUGAUCGCCUCAGUCCUGCUGGCGCGUCAGAACCAGAGAUACGGUUUUGAAUCAGCCGACAAAGCGGCCGAAUUUUUGUCAAAUUUGACAAACACAUUUUUUGGAGUGAAAGCCCUCGCCACUGUUCACAGUCUCCCAUAUGCAAUGCUUAUGUGGGGGAUGAUCUACUUCGCAAUCGGCCUUCUGUACAACGUGUUCAAGUCUACGACGACGGCCAUGCUGGCAUCAAUUGUCGGCGGGUGCGUGGUCGUUAUCAUGUUCAUAUCGUGGUUCAUCUGGGCAGCGAGGGAGCGAUGGAUAGUAUCCAACCUUAGCGCUUCGGAAUUUUUUUUUGACUAUGCAGUGGCAUUAUUACCAACCGAGUCUUUAGUAAAAGCACAGAUGUAA
Molecule: messenger RNA, 1905 nt
Organism: Suillus subalutaceus
Lineage: Eukaryota; Fungi; Basidiomycota; Agaricomycetes; Boletales; Suillaceae
Exons: 14
Coding region: 223-1905 (560 amino acids)
Source: RefSeq, a predicted model, not a curated record